Molecule: messenger RNA, 954 nt
Organism: Kuraishia capsulata CBS 1993
Lineage: Eukaryota; Fungi; Ascomycota; Pichiomycetes; Pichiales; Pichiaceae
Exons: 1
Coding region: 1-954 (317 amino acids)
Cellular component (GO): cytosol
Molecular function (GO): aldose reductase (NADPH) activity
Source: RefSeq, a predicted model, not a curated record
AUGACUAGUCCAGAGUAUUUCGAGCUAAUUUCUGGUGACAAGAUCCCGGCCAUCGGAUACGGCUCAGGGACCGCAUGGGCACGGUCAAAACCCCAGGUGGGAACUCCGAUCUAUGAUACCCUGGUGACCGCCAUGGUAGAUGCAGUCAAAGCCGGUUUCAGACAUCUGGAUACGGCCGAAAUGUACGAUACACACCCGGAAGUCGGCGCUGCUAUUGCACUUAUUCUGAAAGAGGGGAUUGUUAAGAGAGAAGACCUCUGGGUUACGGAUAAGUUUCAUUGUGGCUUUGAGACUGGGUAUAUUCCCAGAACUUCGGGUCCUUAUGAGUCUCUGAAACUUGGUCUUUCCACGAUGAAGCUGGACUAUGUGGAUUUGUAUUUGCUACACAGUGAACUGGUUUUAUUACCGGGUGAAAAUUUGGCAAGUUACUGGGCUCAGAUGGAGAAACUGAAAAGCGAGGGCUUGGCCAAAAAUAUUGGCAUUUCCAACUUUUCCUCCGAGAAACUAAACGAGCUUUAUGAGUUGGCUACCAUAAAGCCAUCUGUUUUACAAAUAGAGUACCAGGCAUAUCUUCAAAACCAAUCCCCUGGAGUUGUUCAAUUUGCGAAGGAGAAGAAGAUGGUGGUAGAGGCUUACGGCCCUCUCAAUCCCCUCACCAAAGCUAAAGGGGGACCGUUGGAUGAUUUGGUGGAGAAAUUGAGUGUCAAAUAUGGUAGAUCCAAUACCUUGAUUCUCCUUCGCUGGGUUUACCAGACUGGAGUAUUGCCCCUAACAACUACCACCAAAGUGGAGAGAAUGGAAGAUGUUCUUCAGAUCUUUGAUUUCUCGUUGGAUGAAGAAGACAUGCGUUUGAUUACAGAAACUGGGAAAGGACACUUUUUCAGAGGAUCCAUUCCUCAUAUUUUUGGGAAGUAUGAUGAGGAACUCAAGAAGUCUUUGGGACUUUCAGAGUAA